This is a messenger RNA of Topomyia yanbarensis, 2592 nucleotides long. RefSeq names its product augmin complex subunit dgt6 (gene dgt6). Gene Ontology annotation, molecular function: microtubule binding. Gene Ontology annotation, cellular component: mitotic spindle microtubule; HAUS complex. NCBI's taxonomy places the organism in Eukaryota, Metazoa, Arthropoda, Insecta, Diptera, Culicidae. Bases 142 to 2472 code for a protein of 776 amino acids. Gene Ontology annotation, biological process: spindle assembly. The record is from RefSeq and is a predicted model, not a curated record. The transcript has 3 exons.
UUCAAAAACGCAGCUUGUCAAUUUCGAGUUUUAUGCAGUUCGUUUUAUUUUCGGGAAAACCUGCUGUUUAGCGUGGAUAUUGUGUGCUUUUCAAUGAAAUUUAUAUAUUGUAUUCCCGGUGACUUGUGUAAUUAGUGAACAAUGAACAGCACUGUAAGCUUGAAACGACAAAAUACUCUUCCUGGUGUACCAACGGUCGGUGCAGGUGAGGAGCAGUUAGAUGCAGCAAUUUUCUACUGCCUAAAUGCUCUCACCAAACGAAAUUUGCCAUCGGAACAGUUCCGAGCAAUUUUUGCCAAAGGCAUGUUUAUUAAACCGAAUACUAAAGCUUUUGUGCAUGUUAUACAUUUCUUGUUUAAUAUCUACGACGCAAAGGAAUUUCGAAAACGAUUCUACUGGCCUAUCUUUGAUAAAACGGCAGAGAACUCAUUUCGCAGCUCAACGGUGGAGUACAUAAACUGGCUGAUAGAGCAAGGGAAACUGGAGUUAGAAAAAAUAAAGGCUCACACUGUGGUGCUGCCGGGAGGAAUUAAAUUCAUGAAGUUUCUGCUGUCGCUGAUUACUUUUGUGCUUAAAGACCAGCUUCGACGAACUCGCAGCGGAACGGGAGGCAAGAUUGUUGCAAAAAGUGAUCUUGCACGGUUAAUUGCUCAUCACCAUGAGUGGGAGGAUGUUGGAGGGAGUAUGAGAGAGAUUAUGCAAAAGGAUUUGAGCUUGCUUAACGGUAGGAUUCAAGAAGUUGAUGAUCUUAUUGAGGAACUGUUUGAAAAUUGCCAUGGACCAGCGAGUCAGAUGAGUUUUGAAAAAUUGAUGCAACUCUGGGGGACUUUUAAUAGAACGUACUUUGAUGAUAAUGAGGGAAAGCGGCAACGUUUGACUGAAAUUACGAAUGAGUACGAUAAACUAAUAGCCUCUGCUAAACGGAAACUGGAGCCAAAGGAGAUCGCAUUAAAAAUCAAAGAGGACGAUUUGAAGGAAACGCUGUAUCGACUGGAAGUAUUAUUUCCUGAUAAUUCCUGCCAUUUUCGGGAGGUAUUCGAUGAAACUGGUAAAAUUGAUGCUGUUAAGAUGUUUGAAAUUUUUUCCUUCCUGCUGCCGGAAAUCGAACGGCACUUAACAAAUUUUUCGGUUCGUAGUAUAGAAUCCUUGAAAUUUGAGUUAAAGGAAUUGUCUAAAGUCGCAGUCAAAUCUGAUAAUAUAUGCCACGAAUUGGCAUCGAUGAGACGAAGUUUGCCUUUCAUGGAUGUCAAAUUUCAAGAACUUGAGAAUCAGGAAGAGACAGAUGAGCUCAACAACGAUUUAGGAAUAAGAAAUAAAAUCUUCAACACACCUCCAAUAUCGUUGAACUUUGAGGAUGACACUGACGUCGGGGGAGGACUUAAACCAGUUUCCAACCGCUAUCGAAUAGCCCUGUUAGAUGACGAUCAUGUUCAUCAGAUGAAUCUUCGAAUGCGACUGCUUUCAUCUAGUGUAUGCCAUCAGUUGCCAAAAACUCCACGUUCUGCGAAGAAAAAGAAACCUCAGCAGAGUCCAGACGGUGUUUUCGCCGUACCCAAGCCAGCUCGAAAAGAACGUAUGAAUCCACUUUCAAUGCUGAACAAAAUUACUGCCCAAGGCAAGUCGAAACCGAAACCUUCACAGCCCGCCAAUAGCACCAUGAAUCUUUCAUCACUAUCAAAUCUGGAUGAAAUAACGCUGCGGCCUGAAUUUUCAUCCACCCUUUUGGGAACUCCUGAAAAGCAAUCAUCUCACAAUCGGCGUAGUGUUAAUGCCAACGAAACUUUGGUAGUUCAGUCGCAAUUUGCUGUCCCAUCUGUGCAACAACAGCAGCUAGCAUUAACCACAUCGCAAUCCCCCACUUGUCAAGCACCGCCACGCUUCAAAACCAUCUACAGCGAGGACAUUUUCCAACAAACGACCACCACUAAAGCGACCAUGUCCCCGGAUUCGCUGUUUCUGUUGAGCCAAACUACUAAAACGACCACAACGCGGCGAAGGAGUUCAAUUGUACAUUUCGAACAGCUGCAAACGUCACCAUCUGGGAAGCUACAAGCCCUGGUGGCGGGAGAGGAGUCAGAGGGCAGUACAGCAACUUUCAAUGACAGUAUUAGCGGAGCAGAAACAAAAGACUAUCUAUGCGAGCUACCUCGAAUACGAAUAUCGGCGCUGGACGAGGUGGACUCCGGUAUUUGUGAAGAAAAUCGGUUAACUGAUGGGCUACGUCAUGCUGGCGAGGCAAAUGAUGAUGUGUUCGACAAGGAUGAUAUGGAAGGGACGUUGAAUCAGGAGCAAGACAGUAUAUCAUCCGAUUUCUCCAACACACUGGUUGAUCUGGGUUUCGAUAAGCUCUCUAUCGCCUGCCACCAUAAUCGAAGCACUGACUUGGAAAAGUCCCUCGUGAGCACUCCGAUGGAAACCAAUGAAGAAGAUCUGUUCAACGUCAGUGAUGGUAUUUUAGUAGAUAUCGAUUGACCGUUUCCAUGUGCGAAUUAACAGCGAAAGAUGAUGUAAAACACUACCCCUGUGAAAUAUUAUUUAACCGACUGCGGCCGUAUACUGAUCAAAAUAUAUAUUUAGACUUAUCUUUUUUAA